Papaver somniferum (opium poppy) is the source of this 2941-nucleotide messenger RNA. RefSeq names its product putative disease resistance protein RGA4. Lineage: Eukaryota; Viridiplantae; Streptophyta; Magnoliopsida; Ranunculales; Papaveraceae. Gene Ontology annotation, molecular function: ADP binding; protein binding. The transcript has 3 exons. The record is from RefSeq and is a predicted model, not a curated record. The coding region runs from base 535 to 2913 and encodes 792 amino acids. Gene Ontology annotation, biological process: defense response to other organism.
GCUCUGCAAGUCGGCCGACUCAGUUUCCCAAAUUUUCCAAGCUGAUCCCCGGGAAUAGUAUCCAAUCAAUCUGUCCAGACUACUCAAUCAAUCACUCAAAUCCAUUUCAAAAUCAAGUUUGGUAACCAUUAAAUCAUUCUUUCGUUACAAAUUUUUCAGUCUAUUUUUUUUGUUAGUACAACUGAAUUUGCACUUGCAAUUCUACGAAGGGUCAGUAAGAAGAAGAAAGGCACUAGUUGAAGGGUUCUGGAACAAUGCUGGGUCAAGGAUUAACUUACUGUUUAUGAUUGUCUUUCAUCUCUUCAAAUUGCUGCUGCUGCUGUUAACGGGUCAAAUUCAGCUUGAAAAUGAUUCUCGACAGAUUCGGAAUGGAGAGCCUGUCUUCGGAGUUUUUGAGGUAGCACGCACGUGGAAUGUACCAACGAAAUCUUAAACAAGUUGGUCGGUGCUGUUACUCAAGAGAUUGGGUUGGCUUGGGGUGUCAAGGAUGACUUGAGAAAGCUUCAAACAACAUUAGAGACGAUUCUUGCUGUGAUGGCUGACGCUGAGAAAAGGCAAGCGACAGAUGAACUUGUAAGACUUUGGUUGAGAAGGCUCAAGGAUGUCGCAUACGAUGCUGAUGAUGUGAUUGAUGAUUUCUCAUAUGAAGCCAUGCGUAAGUCUGAAAGAGGGGACCGCUUGAAGUAUAAGGUACGCGAUUUUAUUUCAUCUUCCAACCCACUUAUUUUCCGUUUUAAAAUGGUUAGAAAGAUCAGGGACAUUAAUCAGAGAUUAGAUAAAAUUACAGAAGAUAUGGGUAGAUUCCAGUUGCAAAUUACUACACCUGGUAAUACUAGUAUCGCUUGCGCUGAAAGUAGUGAGCAACGGAGUCGACAUACCACAUCAUUUUCAACUGAGCCGGAAAUCGUAGGAAGGCAAAAUGAUAAAAAUAACAUUCUAGAUAUUUUAAUAAAGGAAACCCCAUCUUCAUCAACAUUAUCUGAUAGGAAUCUUGAAAAGGUUUCUGUGAUUUCCAUAGUGGGGAUGGGGGGACUUGGGAAAACUACUCUAGCUCAACUUGUUUACCAAGACGAGUUGGUAAAGAGACAGUUUGAUCUAAAAAUGUGGGUUCAUGUAUCUGAAUCUUUUGAUUUGGAAAACCUCUUAACAAAAAUUAUGGAGUCUGCAAUUCAAACUAAGUUCGAUACUGGAUCAAAUCUCGAUGUACUAGUGAUUAAAGCUCGCAAACAAUUGGAUGAGACUAAAUAUUUGCUAGUACUUGAUGAUUUGUGGGAAGAGAAUCCUGAGUCAUGGGACAGACUCAAGUCUGUCCUGCAAGUUGGUGCUCAGGGGAGUAAAAUCUUAAUAACUACACGUAAAGACCAAGUUGCAUCUAUUGUACGGGACAUUAUUCCUCCGUACAUUUUGCAACAGCUACCUGAUGAUGCAUGUUGGUCUAUGAUCCAGCAAAAAGCAUUUUAUCCUGGGGGAGCAUCAGAUACUAAAGAAAUGAGAAACAUAGGAAAAGAAAUUGCAAAAAAAUGUUGUGGUUUACCACUUGCAGUAAAAUUUCUUGGUGGUUUGUUGCACUCAAAAAACAAAGAAUCAGACUGGAUAUCAAUUAGCAGUGAUAACACUUGGAGUGCACCAGAAAGCCAAAACAAAAUCUUACCUGUACUAAAAUUAAGUUAUAACAAUUUGCCAUCUCAUUUGAAACAAUGUUUCUCAUUUUGUGCAAUCUUUCCUAAGAACUGGGAGAUUAGAAAGGAAACUUUGAUUCGUAUGUGGAUGGCAGAAGGAUUUAUUAAGCCUUCAAAAGUUGAAAACAAAAGACUGAUAGAAGAUAUAGGAAAUGAAUAUUUCGAAAUUCUUGUGUGGAGCUCAUUUUUCCAUAAAUUAAAGAAGAGCGGUAACAUGUUAAAUGACAUAGAGACAUGCGAGAUGCAUGAUCUUGUUCAUGAUCUUGCAGAAAAUGUUCUUAGGGAUAGUGAAUUGGUGUCUCUUAAGAUGAGUGAGUUUGGAAAUACUUCUGAAGCUCGUUGGUUACGGUUAACAGUAAAUGAAGAAACAUCAACAACAUAUCUGAAAAAGUUAAGUAAUGCAAAGAAAUUAAGGACGAUUUUCGUCCUUGAAGGUUCAAACCUGCUAGUGGAUCCUGUUGUUUUUUCAAGAUCCAAACACUUACGGGUAUUACAUGCGAGUCCUUCACCAGAUUCAAAUUUUUUAAAGUUGCCUCAUUUGUGUUAUAAGAUGAGACAUUUAAGGUACCUUUACCUGUCCAAUCUUAAUCUUAUAGAAAUAGUGAAUGUCCAAUCAAUUAAUAAACUAUUUCAUUUGGAGACCUUGGCAUUGACUUACAUGGAUGGUGUUCAAAAUCUACUCAAAAACAUUCAAUCUUUAAAAAAAUUAAGACAUCUUGAAAUCUCAUGGACGGAUCUGGAAGAAUUGCCUGAUUCUGUCACAAGUCUUUGUAAUUUGCAAACAUUGGAUCUCAAUCAUUGUGAUUUAAAAGUCAUUCCUGAUUCUAUCUCUGGUUUAAAACAUCUAAAAUCUCCAAAUCUGUCAUUCAACAAAAUUAUAGAAUUAUCUGUUGUUGUCCUCACCCUCUCCAAUUUGCAAACCUUGGACGUCAAUAGUUGUCAACAUUUAAAAACCUUAGAGUCUGUGGCAGGUCUUGCUAAUUUGAAGUUAUUUAAUUUUAAAUACUGCCCAUUAUUUAAGGCAUUACCCAAAGAUUUUUGGGCUUUAACUCAGUUAAAUCCCUUGACCUAUAUGGUACUGAGAUUAAAGAACUACCAGAGUCUUGUGCUGACCUCAGGAAUAUCGUGUAUGCACAUCUUUUCCAUUGCGAGGUUCCCAAAGAUGUCAGAAAUUGGACAAAACUUAGAAAACUUAUUUACAAUCAGUGGAGAAAUUCAACAAUAUUGGGUUUAGGAAAACUAGUUUACCUUGGAGAUUUGAU